AUGCAAAAUAGAAAUGAUGAGUUUUUUCAAUUUUAAUUGUAAGAUCUAGAAAAUCUUAGCAAUUAUUUUAGUGAUGAUCCUUCUUUAGAAGAUAUAGCCAGGAUUACAGCAUUAAAUUUAAAACAUCUUAAUGAAAAUGUACCUGCUGAAAAUAAAUUGAGUCAAAUUGUAGAUAAUAGAGUCAAUAGUAUUUAUGAGUCAGGAUUACUUGAUUUAAAAUUAAAAAAAUUAUUAAAAGAAGAUGAAAAAGAUUUAAAAAGCACAUAAAAAAGCAUACUAGAUAAUAUUUGCAAUAAUUUUUGGACUUAUCUUUCUGUAAGAGGAGAUGGAAAUUGCUUCUAUAGAUCAUUUAUUGUAUCUUAUAUUUUAAAAAUAUCAUUGAUCGAAUCAUGCGAAUAUCUUACUGAGCUAAUCAAGAUAAUAUAAAACUUAAAGGAAAUAAAUUAUAUAUAAGAAUAAAACAAAGAAGAAGAUUUCAAAGAAGAAACUUUUAAGAGUUCAGUUCUUUCUUUUGAAUCAAGUAAUACUCUUGAUGAAGCAAGAGAGAAUAUCAUAAGCAGUAAUCAAAAAACAUUUUAGAAAUAAACUAAUUAUAAUUUAUAAACCGAAACAACAGAACCUUGUAUAGUAGAAAAAAUUAGCAAAAACUCUACAAGUAAUUAAAGUGAAGAAAUAAAAACAAUAGCAAUAAGUUUUUUGCUUUAAAUGCUGGUAAACAAAAAGAAAUAAAAUCACUUUUCUGUAGCUAAUUUUUUAGAAUUUUAUAACAGCAAUCCUUAGUUAGACUUCAGCUUGAUUAUUGUUUGUAAAAAUUUAUUACUAGUAGAAUAUGAAAAUAUGAAAUAAGAUAGCGAUUCUAAAUUCUUCAUUGAUGACUCAAUGACUAAUGAAAUUACGAAUAUGCUACUAAUAUAUGGAUAAAGUGCUUCAGACUUAGUAUUCUCGUUAGCAGCAAGGGCUUUUAAGUGCAAACUUUAGCUUCAAAAUAUCUAUUACAAUGAUGAUACUACUUUAAUUCACAAUUUGUUAACAUUUGGCUCAAAGGAAAUCUAGGAAAAUAGCAAUGAAAAGAUUGGAUAAGAAUUAUAAAUAAAUAUUUCUGUGUGGUAUACAGGAGGACAUUAUGAUAUACUAUUUGAUUAGCAAUUUAGUUAAUAACACAUGUACUUCUGCUUUGAUGAACCUAUUAUUCUUUAAAAAUAGUAAUAAAAUUAAAAAAAUAUUGAGUAUGAAGACAAAAUAGAUGAUAAUUUACUCAAAAAUGAAUCUCCUAUAAAUAUUAAAUAAUCUAGUUUUUAUGAAGGAAAAGUAGAUGAGUAAUAUAAUUUAAAUUCUGAGGAAAACCUUUAUUAAAAUAAUUAUAAUUAAAAUGAUUUAAAUGAUAAUUUAUUUUUAGAAGAUGAUGAUAAAUAUCAAAGCAUAAAUAAAAUAAUAAAAAAACAUGUGUGCUUCUGUUGUAAUAGCUGCUAAGAUGUAGUUUUACAAUUACAAAAUGAUUUAUUUAUAUGUAAAAGCUGUUAUUAAAAUUAAUAUACUAUUUUUAGACUUGAAGGACCCAGUAAUUCUAUGCUUACUCCUCUUUAAAUAUAAUAAUGUUUCUAUGAAUUGGUUAAGUAAAAUAUUGCUUAAUCAUAAUGUAUUUGUUGCAAUUAAAUUCAACAAUAGUAUUAUGAAUUUUAAAAACUUCAUAUUAUUUUUACAAAAUAACUUUAAGAAAUGUAAAUCAAAAAUAACUUAAACUAAAAUCAAAGCGAUUUACAUAUAAAUUAGAAAGAAUCGAUAGAUACCAUCAAUAACUAGUAAAAAUGUCAAUAGGAAGACUCAUAUAAUAAAAAUAAUACUUAAAAUAUAGAGAAAACUUAAUAAAUUAAAGAUUCUCUUAAUCUUAAUAUAGACGAAAACAACGAUUAAAAUGUUGAAGAAAAUAUAGACAAACUUUAAGAUUGUUUAUUUUGUUUAAAUUGUUUAAGAGAAAAGAUUUUUUUUUAAAACUAAUAUCACUAGUAAAAAGACUAUUAAAUUUAUUUAGAAUCUAUAUAAGGAGAAGUAGAUGUUUGCUUUAAGCCUAGCCUCAAUUAAUAUUUCAUAGAUUUUAUAAAUGAAGAAUGUCUGAUGAAGAUUUAAAAUAUUGAAACUCAAUAAUUCUGCUAAAUAUGUUAUAAUGAACUUAUAUAAAUUAAGUUGUAAGAUGAUAUUGCUUAAAGUUGUAACAAAGACACUGUAAAAAUAUGCUCUCAAUGCUUAUAUAAUACAAAUUUAUUGUAAUUAAAUAGUUUAUAUAAUCAAAAUAAUCAAUAAUUUUUUCAAAUUCAAUACUUUCUUUAUCAUUUAUAGUGCUAAAAAAUAAAUUAAGAUUAAUGUUUAGCUUGCACCUAAUUCCAAAACAUCUAAACUAAUGAAGCAAACUAAAAUUAGUUAAAUUUUUUUGAAUUUACCUUCUUAGAUAAGUAAUUUAAUAUAUGCUUAGAUUGUAUAUUUAAAAUAAGUUUUGCAAAUGAACAAAGUGUUAAUGUUCUAAUAAAAGAUUUUCCAAUGCCUUUGAAAAUAUUUUUAGGAUAAAAAUAGGUUUAUCAUCUUCUCUAAUUUGCUUAUUUGUAAUGUAAAUGGUGUAGAAAAGCAAACUUAAACAAUAAUUAAAAUAUGAUAACUAUUAUUAAUUCUAUUUAGUACAGCAAAUAAUAUGAUUUAUUAAAUUAUUUAUUUGAAUGCUAUGAGUGUCAAUUGUUUUAAUAAUAAUAGCAAGAACAAUAACAAUAAUUAGAUUUUUAAACCUAAAAUAUAAAUGAUUUAAAUUAUUAUGAAAAUGAUUAUUAUUUAACAUCCCUAGUAAAUUAAAUUAACAGAAAAAGAAGACGUGGUUCAUUAGAUGAAAUAGAAAAAAUUUGUAUUUCAUGCAAAUAACAGUUUUUUACUUAUGACUAUGAUUUAGAAUGCGAAAUAUGCAAGUAAGAUAUAUGA
This is a messenger RNA of Tetrahymena thermophila SB210, 2958 nucleotides long. RefSeq lists its product as hypothetical. Lineage: Eukaryota; Ciliophora; Oligohymenophorea; Hymenostomatida; Tetrahymenidae. The transcript is spliced from 2 exons. The record is from RefSeq and is a predicted model, not a curated record.